Messenger RNA from Protobothrops mucrosquamatus (brown spotted pit viper), 169 nucleotides. Its product is annotated as phosphopantothenoylcysteine decarboxylase-like. Gene Ontology annotation, cellular component: phosphopantothenoylcysteine decarboxylase complex. Gene Ontology annotation, molecular function: phosphopantothenoylcysteine decarboxylase activity; FMN binding. NCBI's taxonomy places the organism in Eukaryota, Metazoa, Chordata, Lepidosauria, Squamata, Viperidae. The record is from RefSeq and is a predicted model, not a curated record. The annotation marks the transcript as partial. Gene Ontology annotation, biological process: coenzyme A biosynthetic process. The transcript has a single exon.
UCGUGCGUCAUCCGCGCCUGGGACGUGAGCAAACCCUUGCUCUUCUGCCCUGCCAUGAACACCCUAAUGUGGGAGCACCCCAUCACAGCUCGGCAAGUGGGGCAGCUGAAAGAAUUUGGCUACAUAGAGAUCCCUUGCAUAGUGAAGAAACUGGUUUGUGGAGACGAAG